Molecule: messenger RNA, 5100 nt
Organism: Cebus imitator (Panamanian white-faced capuchin)
Lineage: Eukaryota; Metazoa; Chordata; Mammalia; Primates; Cebidae
Gene: TPCN1
Product: two pore segment channel 1
Exons: 27
Coding region: 301-2682 (793 amino acids)
Biological process (GO): transmembrane transport; monoatomic ion transport
Cellular component (GO): lysosomal membrane; endosome membrane
Molecular function (GO): monoatomic ion channel activity; voltage-gated channel activity
Source: RefSeq, a predicted model, not a curated record
GACGGUAGGCGGUGGAUGGGAGAGCUGGCGCAGCUGCCGUGGUGGCAGUGGCUGAAGUAGCUGCAGCUGCGGCGGCUGCAACAGCUUCGGGCUCGGGGUUUUGGCGGCGGCGCCGGAGGGCUGGGCUGCGCAGUGCGGACCCCGGCGCGUGGUCCGGGUUGCUGGGGCGGCGCGUAAGAUGCCUCUCAUGGAGGAGUUUCUGAGCAGCACGUCUGGUCCAGUGGCUUUGAAAGGGAGCUCAAACCAGAAAGUGUUUCAAGCCUUGGACGUCACAUCCUGAGGGCCACAGGAGAAGAGAACAUGGCUGUGAGUUUGGAUGACGACGUGCCCCUCAUCCUGACCUUGGACGAGGGUGGCAGUGCCCCACUGGCUCCCUCCAACAGCCUGGGCCAAGAAGAGCUACCUAGCAAAAAUGGCGGCAGCUAUGCCAUCCAUGACUCCCAGGUACCCAAUCUCAGCUCUGGGGGCGAGAGUUCCCCCUCCAGCCCCGCACACAACUGGGAGAUGAAUUACCAAGAGGCAGCAAUCUACCUCCAGGAAGGCGAGAACAAUGACAAGUUCUUCACCCACCCCAAGGAUGCCAAGGCGCUGGCGGCCUACCUCUUUGCACACAAUCACCUCUUCUACCUGAUGGAGCUGGCCACAGCCCUGCUGCUGCUGCUGCUCUCCCUGUGCGAGGCCCCCGCUGUCCCUGUGCUCCGGCUUGGCAUCUACGUCCACGCCACCCUGGAACUGUUCGCCCUGAUGGUGGUAGUGUUUGAACUCUGCAUGAAGUUACGCUGGCUGGGCCUGCACACCUUCAUCCGGCAUAAACGGACCAUGGUCAAGACCUCAGUGCUGGUGGUGCAGUUUGUCGAGGCCAUCGUGGUGUUGGUACGGCAGACGUCCCAUGUGCGGGUGACCCGGGCACUGCGCUGCAUCUUCCUGGUGGACUGUCGGUAUUGCGGCGGCGUCCGGCGCAACCUGCGGCAGAUCUUCCAGUCCCUGCCGCCCUUCAUGGACAUCCUCCUGCUGCUGCUGUUCUUCAUGAUCAUCUUCGCCAUCCUUGGUUUCUACCUGUUCUCCUCUAACCCUUCAGACCCUUACUUCAGCACCCUGGAGAACAGCAUCGUCAGUCUGUUUGUCCUUCUGACCACAGCCAAUUUCCCAGAUGUGAUGAUGCCCUCCUACUCCCGGAACCCCUGGUCCUGCGUCUUCUUCAUCGUGUACCUCUCCAUCGAGCUGUACUUCAUCAUGAACCUGCUUUUGGCUGUGGUGUUCGACACCUUCAAUGACAUCGAGAAACGCAAGUUCAAGUCUUUGCUGCUGCACAAGCGAACCGCCAUCCAGCAUGCCUACCGCCUGCUCAUCAGCCAGAGGAGGCCCACCGGCAUCUCCUACAGGCAGUUUGAAGGCCUCAUGCGCUUCUACAAGCCACGGAUGAGUGCCAGGGAGCGCUAUCUUACCUUCAAGGCCCUGAAUCAGAACAACACACCCCUGCUCAGCCUAAAGGACUUUUAUGAUAUCUAUGAAGUUGCUGCUUUGAAGUGGAAGGCCAAGAAAAACAGAGAGCACUGGUUUGAUGAGCUUCCCAGAACGGCGCUCCUCAUCUUCAAAGGCAUUAAUAUCCUUGUGAAGUCCAAGGCCUUCCAGUAUUUCAUGUACUUGGUGGUGGCAGUCAACGGGGUCUGGAUCCUCGUGGAGACGUUCAUGCUGAAAGGUGGGAACUUCUUCUCCAAGCACGUGCCCUGGAGUUACCUCGUCUUUCUUACCAUCUAUGGAGUGGAGCUGUUCCUGAAGGUCGCCGGCCUGGGCCCUGUGGAGUACCUGUCCUCCGGAUGGAACCUGUUCGACUUCUCUGUGACGGUGUUCGCCUUCCUGGGACUGCUGGCGCUGGCCCUCAACAUGGAGCCCUUCUAUUUCAUCGUGGUCCUGCGCCCCCUCCAGCUGCUGAGGUUGUUUAAGUUGAAAGAGCGCUACCGCAAUGUGCUGGACACCAUGUUCGAGCUUCUGCCCCGGAUGGCCAGCCUGGGACUCACCCUGCUCAUCUUUUACUACUCCUUCGCCAUCGUGGGCAUGGAGUUCUUCUGCGGGAUCCUCUUCCCCAACUGCUGCAACACGAGUACAGUGGCAGAUGCCUACCGCUGGCGCAACCACACCGUGGGCAACAGGACCGUGGUGGAGGAGGGCUACUACUAUCUCAAUAAUUUCGACAACAUCCUCAACAGCUUUGUGACCCUGUUCGAGCUCACAGUGGUCAACAACUGGUACAUCAUCAUGGUGGUGAUGACGAUCAUUGUCGCCUUCAUCCUUGAGGCCUUCGUCUUCCGAAUGAACUACAGCCGCAAGAACCAGGACUCAGAAGUUGAUAGUGGCAUCACCCUUGAGAAGGAAAUCUUCAAAGAAGAGCUGGUUGCUGUCCUGGAGCUCUACCGCGAGGCACGGGGCACCUCCUCGGACGUCACCCGGCUGCUGGAGACCCUCUCCCAGAUGGAGAGAUACCAGCAACAUUCCAUGGUGUUUCUGGGACGGCGUUCAAGGACCAAGAGCGACCUGAGCCUGAAGAUGUACCAGGAGGAGAUCCAGGAGUGGUAUGAGGAGCAUGCCAGGGAGCAGGAGCAACAGCGUCAGCUCAGCAGCAGCGCAGCCUCCGCCACCCAGCAGCCCCCAGGCAGCCGCCAGCGCUCCCAGACCGUCACCUAGCCCAGUGCCCGAAAACCGUCUCUUCUAUGCAAUAACACAAUAGUAUCGCUCUACUUCGACGUCCGGAACUGCGGCGUGUGUACGCAUACUCACGUAUAUGCACAUAUUUAUAUAGAGGAAGAAAGCAGACAGACGAGAGGGGGCUUGGUUUAUAACCACCUUGCCCUGUUUUCCUUAACUCCACAAGCCAGUUUGGUGAGGGGUGGGGUGCAGCCACUAGGUCUGAGCUCUUCCUGCUGUGGAAGGCUCCGGAAGCCCCUUCCCAAGGAGACCCCUCACCUGGAUCCAGCUGACUCUGCGGGGCUGGCCUCCCACGUGGGCCAGCCUCCAUCGGCCACAUCCAAAGCCAUCAGUGCUGCUGCUUCAGGCGCACGUCUCCCUGACCUGACGGCAUCCCCACCCCUGCUGCCUGCGGCCCAUGCCACAGGUUCCUGUGUCUUUAGGGACAGAACCACUUAGGAAGGAAAGAACCCCCAGUCUCCAGGGUGGUAUUUCAAUGUAUAUGAUAAUGUCAUGGAACGCUUCUUUGGGGACCAGUGCCCAGGACCUAAUGGAAAGAGGAACUGGGGUGAUUGUACCCAGGUGGCCAAAGCUCAGCUAGCCAGUGCUGGGCGGCAGCAGAUUACGCUGAGCAGUCUCUCUCGGCUCUGCAGCCCUCCCACGCAGCCUUCUCCGGCUUAACCCUUGUUGGCGAAAAUCCUUCCACAGUGGCCUCCUGGGGGAUGCAGACCCCGGAGGAAGGGGCGUGAGGCAGGAAGUGGGGCUGACGCCUGUAAGCCAAACAGCUUCCUGGAAUGGGCUUUCUUGACCAAAUCCCUUUUGCGAUUUACCCGUUCAAGCAAAACGAUAUGUUGUUGAAUUAACAUAUGUGCUAAAGCUGGUAGCAGGUCCUUCACACGUGUGCACUAGAAAUGGGAGCGACCAGCAGAGACGCUCCCUGUGGGACGCAGCAGCCCCGUGGCCCCGGCCCAGCUCUCAGCCGCCCUCCCUCCCUGCCUCUGCUCACCCCAGAGAUUUCCGUAGCAGGAUUGGUUGGUGCAGAAGUAGGUUCGGAUGAACUGUUAACAUCCACCACUCUUGCCCGCCACGGCACCUUUUGGGAGCUCUGCAGGACAUCCGAGCAUGGUGGAGGUAGGAGGGUUGCCAGCUGUGGUGACAGGCAGUGGUGGCCACACAGGCAGAGUCAGUUCAGAGGCCUCUUUGGUUCUGCUUCCCUGGAGCACAGCACAGGUUCUACAGCAGGAGCCGCAGCAGCAGCAUGAAGGGUGCAGGGGAGGGACAGGCAUGCGCUGUGGGGUGCUCUGGGCCACAGGUGGACGCAGGCUCCCUCUGGCCUCGUUCUUUUCCCGGCCACAAAAUGGGCAGGGUGGGGCCUUACCCCAGGGAGCAGUGCCUGGUCCCCCAACCCCUGCUCCCUACCCCCUCCAGGACCAAGCUGGGUCCCAUAGCCAACACGGCCUGGUUCUCCCCUUCACGGAGUUAGUCCAGUGGUGGGUGUUUAUUUUUAAAGCACAGCCCUAUGGGAAAACAGCGAAUCAUGGAGAAUCACUGUGAUUCCUCUGGGAGUCAGACUGGCUUUGUCCUCUUCCUCUCUGGAGAGCCAUGGGCCAUCACCGGGAGCUCUACAUUGAGCCCCAGGCCAGAACCCCCUCCCUUUCGCAGAGAGGGAACUUUAUUGCAUAAUUGGGUGCCUUUUAGCUUUUGUGUGUUGAAAUGGGCAUUUUGGAAGUAAGGGUCAGGUCUCUGACCUGAGCAUCUGGGCCUCAGACUCAGCCCUUCCUUCCCAAGGGUGGGUGGAAAACUGGAGGGGCCAGCAGCACCCUGGGGUCUGUCCAGGGGAGUUGAGACCCCAGGGUGGGAGGGUCUAUUCCAGGAGAAGUGGCAUCUCCGCCCUGUUCAGAGCGAGUUAGUGCGUCCAUCCUCCCAACCCUGUCCUGAGAAAGAACCUGGUUUUGGCCAGGACCCGACAAAUACCCAAUGGCAGCAGUGUCAACAGGCCAGAGUCCAGCCAGGGUGGGCGGCCUUGUCAUUGAGGCUAGGGACAGCUAUCCCCGGGUUACCCCUGGCCUCCCACAAGCAGGGAGCGGGGGUCUCCCACAGGCUGUGAGCUCUGAGGGCCCUGGGAUGUGAUCUAGCUUAGAUGUCCUCUCAUCCCCGAUAUCACAGUUGAGUGCACCCAAGUGACACUCACUGGCGCCGGGGCCUUAGCCUGGCAGUGGGAGCAAUGGCAUUGUGCCCUCCCCAGCUCCUCGCUUCCCCUCCCCCAGCCCCAGCCUUACUCCACCAUGCGGACAAUCAUUUUGUAGGGAUCACGGGAGCAAUGCUGUAUGGUUUUGUACGUUGGUGAUUUGUUACCUAGAAAACCCACUGUGUCUCUGGAUUUCUGGCAUAUUAAUAAAAGAGCCUCUGCUUUGUAAA